UGUGCAUAAAAAAUGCUGUACAGAUCAGAACCUGGUGUGUUUUACAACAACAUGGACUCCGGGCAUGGACUGCAAGAGAAUUAUUGAACAGAUGAUCAAGACGAGGAUUUCUUUGGUUGUUUUCCUGUGUGUAUUCGACUUUUUAAACCCUGUGAUGUUGAGAAUGGAACAGUACCGGUAUACAUUACAGCAUGCAUUGGUAUUGGAGUCGUGGACUCUCAUAAACAGCAAUACAAUGAUCGCAGACAGGCCAAGCCAGGGCAAGGCAACAUUCUCCCAACGCGAAGCGAUGCCUUACUUUGCCGUCUGAACAUAUUAUCAGUAUUGCAAAUAUUCACGAAUUCAUCGAGACGAGGUUAUGAUAAUCCUAGUUAAGUCAUUUUAUCAUCAGGAACUUUAUGCCUAUUUGAAUUAAACUAAGUAAUACCUCUAAAGCCUUGUAAACUAUUUUGCCAGAUACCACAUGGCAAUACUACCAGAUAACAAGUGAGCUCGGGACUGAGCUGAGCUCCCCCCCCCCCCCAUUUUCUUCGAAGAGCUCUCGAGUGUGAGAGCGUGCCUGCUAUACAUCGAAUACGAUGAUGGCCACUGUUGACUUUGAGUCAGAAGACUACAAGAAAUGGAGGGGCUUGUUUGUAAAUGCUCUUCGAAAGAUGAGAAGAAGAAGGGAAAGAACAUUGAGGAUGAGAAGAGCAAGCCGAGAGUGAUCAUUCUAUCUUGCAUCUACUCUGAUCAGAAUGAUUGUAGUUAUAUCUUAGAGAGAGACUUAGAAGAGAUACUGUAUACCAUUGGUGUUCAUCUAUCAAGGGCUCAGGUUCGAAAGCCGUUCAGAAGAUUGUCACCAGAGACUGUUGGAGUUACAGGAAGCUUAUAGAUGGACCUGAGAAGAAAAAAGAUGACACAAUAGAUAUUAAACAUGAACCUCCUGAUCUAGAUCUUUCUAAGGGUAAUCAAGUGAUCCUUGAUAGUAUGACAUCCAAUAAAGAAAGGAUCAAAGACCAUGGCUCCUGAUGGAGUUACCAAUGCAGAACAGUAAUUGACAUUAAUACUAAUCCAUUGGAACAAGUACAGAAGGCUGAUCAAGAGUGAUCUAUGGCAGAGAAGAAGAUUGAAUCUUUGGAGAAACAGAUAGCAGGAUGCUCUCAUUGGCUCAUCCACCUGCUCCAAGAAGCUCAUUGACGUCAUUGGGACCGCUCAGAAAAACCUGGAUGAAAUCAUGCUCAACUUUAACGAGGUCCUGGAGGAAGCCCUGCUGCCCCCUACAGUCAAGAUUCUUGAGGUUAUUGAGAAAGGCAAAGAAGAUAUCAAGGUUAAGACAGAGAGCAAACCUGUUGUUAAAUAAAAAAUCAAAAAGCCCAAGAGUAAAGAAGUAGAGAUUGCAUGGGGUAGUUCAAUACUGUAAGAAAAAGAAAAGGUAAAAAAAAUGUUUUUUAACCUUUAUUCAUAUAAUAUCACGUUUUUCAUACAUGCAAAAGACCCUAGAAAUUAUUAUCUUGAAUAAUCAAUCAUAGAGGUUGAAAUUACAUCACAAAAUAUGUGGGAAAAUGCAUUCAGUGAUGAUUGUAAUACAAAGAAACCAUGAAAACUGUUGAUAAACCCCACAAUACAAUUCAUUUUGAAAAGAAAAACAAUUUAAUCGAUAAAGAUUCUACUAGGUUAGGCCAUCCAUAACUGGACUCAUACUUGUCGUUUUUCAGACUCCUAUUAACAUUUUCAUUAAUUCUAUCUCUAAUUUAUACAUAGAACUUGUCAAAUCAUAUGUUUCGGUAUCAAAAAGUUUAUGUUAAACUAUACGUACAGUUCAUAUUAAAAAAAACGGGACAGUUUUGAAAAGUCUGUAAAAAAUUUGUUUCAAAUUAUUAUAUCAAUAUUUUGAUGUAAAUAGAUGCUCUAAGAUCUUAUUUUUGAAAUGCCAUUAAAAAAUAAAUUUUGUUCAAGCUUGAGCGAACACGGGACGUUUUUGUCAUGGGUUCAAAAAAGAGGUUGCGCUAAAAUGGCAGAAAUAAGAAAUUUGAUGAUUAGACUUUUGGCUAAUCAGCAGACUUCCUCUUAAUCUUUUCAUUAUCUUUGUCAUAAUUUUUUAAUUAUGCUGUCAAAUUUCAUUUACAAAUUUAUUUAUUUACCCUGAAUUAUGUUUUUUUUUCAUUUAAACUUCUUUUACCUUUGAAUUUUCCUUCAUAAGUAAGAAAAGAAGAGACUUUUUGUCAACCCAAGUAAGAAGAUUUGCAUUAUUGGGAGAAUUUAUAAUUAUUCAAAUCCUUUUUAUUAUGUAAAAUAAAUAAUGUUAUGGUAUCUUUAGUAAUUAUUAUGUGAAACAAAUUAUGUUAUGGUACCUAUAAAAGAAAUGAAUCCUAUUUUCAAGGGGUUAUUGAAUCCUUCACCAAGUUAUGUGCUUGACAUGACAAACAGGAAAGGAUUCAUGUCUUUCAAUGGCAAUGGUGUAUUGAGUCAAUUUUGAAGGAGCAAGAUAUGGCAGAUCGGGUAAAAUGUAUUAAAAAGUUGUGAAGCGAGCAAGAACAUUUUUUUAUUAAAAUAUCAAAUUUUGUGAUUUUGACAUAAUCAGAAAAUCAUAUCAUUUUUCUUUUUCUAUGUUUUCUGUUAUUUUCAUUUCCACUUUUUUUUUCCUUGGUCAUAAUUUUUUUAUUUGGGGGGGGGGGGGGGGAGCACCCCGAGCCCCCAGCCAUCAGUAUGCCACUGUUCAAAGGCACCAUAACCUUUGUAGCACACAAUGAAAGGAUUUGAAAAAAAACACCCUCUCCCAUACUCCCCCAUACUUUGGUUAAAAAAAAUGUUCUUGCCUAAACAAUAUUCAAAGCUAAAUGAGAACAUAUUAAAAAGGAACAACAACAGAACUAUUCAAGCAAAUAAUUAGAUUUGAAAAUGAAUUUUGGCACAUAAUUCGAGAAUUAUGGCAAAGAUAAUGAAAAUGUUAAGGUCGAGGAAGUCUGCAGAUUAGCAAGAAGUCCAACCAUCAUCAUUUUAUGCCAUUUUGGUGCAAGCCUCCUUUUUAACCCCAGACAAAAACAUUCCGUGUUCGCUCAAGUAUGAACAAAAGAAUAUUAUUUUAAUGGCAUUUAAAGGAUAAGACUCCAGAGCACGUAUUGACACCAAAAUAUAGAGAUCAUAAUUUGAAACAAAAAAUUUAUAGAUUUUUCAAAUCUGUCCCGUUUUUUUUAUACGUAUUGAAUUUUGAUGAUGUGUAUCUGUAUGAUUAGUAAAAUUUUACAAACCGUUAUGGUUUACUUUCGUAAACUAUUAAAAUUGGAUACCCUUCUCAAUGUCCACAUGUGAUUUUUUAGUCAUGAUAUGAAUUGUUCAUAAUUUAAUUUUCUCAGCAAUUGAAUGCUCCAGUCUUCAUGGUCUAAGUAUAUACGAUGCAUAAUAUACCUGUGCUAUUAUUUUGAAAAGAGGUAUUUCCCAAUUCAUCACAUUAUCUGCAAUUUUGUCAUAAUUUUUCUUUUUGAAAAUAAUGCUAUUUUGUAACUAAAGCUGUCUGCUCAUUUUACUGAUAGUGUCGAUAUCAAGGUAUUCUAGUUAGGAAGCCUUUUGUGAAACAGAUUUAGUAAGAUUGGAACUAACUCAGUGGUUGAUGGAUAAAGAUAUGACUAACUUGUCAAGGUGUUGAGAAACGGGCCCCAGCGGUGCUAACCAUUAGUUGAAUUGCCAAAUAUGCUUUGACAUUGUCAGUAAGAUAAUGAUUGGUAUCACUUUUUAUUUCAUCCUGAAUAAACUGUUAAAAAUGCUUUCCCCACCCAAAUUCUUGUUUUAUCCCAAAAUCUAUAAAUUGUUUGCUAAUGUUUUGCCCCAUGAUGUAUGAGUAAGAUGGUGCUGUUACUUGUGAAUCCAUACCAGUUCAAGGCAAACUUACUCUGUUUGGGGUUUUUGUUUGUUUGUUUUUUGCUAAUUAUUGACUAUAUAUGAAAAUGUCUUUUCUUAUACAGGAAACAUUGCAAACUGAACAUCAAGAUAAAUUUUAUUUGCUUUAGUUCAAUCUCUGUAGCCACUAGGAUAUUGUACUGUACAAUCAUAUUCUCACACUGUCAGCUAUUACACAUUCAAUGACAUCCAGGGAUGAUCUUAGUUACCACUUCCUAUUAGCAAUACAAGUAACUCUGCCUAAGUCAAAUCUCUUGGGACCAAAUAAUAAUCAAUAUGUUCGACUUAGGCAAAAUUCAACUGAAAAGAGGUAUGUAACACAUUUUGAAUCUGAUCUAAAAGAUUGCUUUGACUUAGGCAGAGUUACCUGUAUAUGAUACUUUGCUCAUUAUUGUAACCCUGUUAAAUGAUAGAGACUUUCUAAGUUGCAUGACAUGUAAUAAUUACAUUUUCACUAUUCAAUUCAAUCGGAUUGCAUUUUUGUCUCACCUGUGAACUAGAGUGAGACUAUAGGUAGGGGAAGGCGGGGUAAGUUGAGCAUAGGGGCAAGUUGAGCCACCACCCCCAGGCUAAUAAUGAAUGAGUCAGAUAUUGUGGUGGUGUCAUUUAUUGAUGACCCAUUGCAUAACCCUCAACCCCACCACAUUGUUUUCAACUUUGAAACAAAAAAUACUUUUUUAGAGGGAAAAAUACAAAUUUCAGCCAAAAAAGUAAAAAAGGGUUUGAAAUAGAUAAGUACUUUUUACCCACACACGUCUUUAAAUAUAUUAUAGAAAUAAGAACAAUAUUGUUAGUCCAGGUAUGGAUUCUCACUCUUGUCAUAGUCUUUUACAUGAUGGAUGCAUAAGAAAUGUAUGGAUGUGAAAAUAUCACAAAAAGUUCGGACGGGGCUAAUUUAAGCCAACCAACAUGGGGCAAGUUGAGCCAUGGUAACUCUUAUGGUAAUAUAUAAUAAAAAAAUUAAAAAACAUAAAAAGCCAUUGAUAUGCAGACAGAAAGGAGCAAAUUCACAUGACAGUUCUUUUACUGUUAGAAGAUGUUAGUAUUUAUAGAGAAUUAGCAAGUGAAAAGACUUUAAAUGAAAAAUUGAUAUCCUGGUUCUCCCGCAUACAUUUUGUACAUAGUUUUUGUGGCUCAACUUACCCCAGACGGUGGCACAACUUACCCCACAGAUGAGGCAAGUUGAGCCAUUUGACAUCAGUUUUUUCAAAGGUCACAAUGAUUUUCAGUGUGGUGGUAGAAAGAUAUAUAUAGGUGAAAAAUAUUUCCCAAGAAUCAAAUUGAAAGGCAAGGUACUUAUUUCUACAAUAUUACUAGUCAUAUCAAUUCUAACAUGCAAAAUGCAAAAAGUGUCACAACUUACCCCGCCUUCCCCUACCGUUUUUUCCGACGGUGGCUGCGGCGGCGUCAACACCAAAUCUUAACCGAAGGUUAAGUUUUUGAAAUGACAGCAUAACUUAGGAAGUAUAUGGACCGAGCUCAUGAAAUUUGGCCAUAAGGUUAAUCAAGUAUUACUAUAGAUUCUGCUUUAGUUUCAGGUCACAUGACGGAGGUCAAAGGUCAUUUAUGGUCAAUGAACUUAGACCAUGUUGGGGGAAUCAACACCAAAAUCUUAACCUAAGGUUAAGUUUUUGAAAUGACAGCAUAACUUAGAAUAUAUCUGGACCUAGUUCAUGAAACUUAAACAUAAGGUUAAUCAAGUACUAUUGAACAUCUUGCUCGAGUUUCAUGUCACAUGACCAAGGUCAAAGGUCAUUUAUGGUCAAUGAACUUUAGCCAAAGGUAUCUGUUGAAUUACCAUAACUUUAAAAGUUUAUGGAUCUGAUUCAUUAAACUUGGACAUAAUAGUAAUCAAGUAUCACUGAACAUCCUGUGCGAAUUUAAGGUCACAUGACCAAUGUCAAAGGUCAAUGAACUUUGGCCAAGUUGGGGGUAUCUUUUGAAUUACCAUCAUAACUUUGAAAGUUUAUAGAUCUGAUUCAUGAGACUUGGACAUAAGAGUCAUCAAGUAUCGCUGAACAUCUCAUGCGAGUUUCAGGUCACAUGACGAAAGUCAAAGGUCAUUUUAGGUCAUUGAACUUUGGCCAUUUUAGAGGUAAUUAUUUGAUUGCUGUCAUAACUUUCAAAGUUUAUACAUACACUGAUACAGUGUACAAAAGGUGGAUAUAAGGAUAAUCAAGUAUCACUGACAAGUUUUAGGUCACAUGAUCAAGGUCAAAUAUCAAUGAACGUAGUAUUGUAUCAUUAUAUGAAUGUUUUUUCUUGUGAAUAAUUAUUUUAAAGUAGUUUUCAAAGUCAGCACUGCUGCUAAAUAGAAUCACGUGAUGCAGGUGAGACCGCCAGAGGCAUUCCACUUGUUUGACCCUUUGAAAGCAUGUGUGGUUAUUUGUUGGAAGUACCAAUUUUUCUGUAUGUAACUUACAUUUAAACUUGGAUAUUGUUGAUUACGGUACUGCUUAACAUUCCAAUAUUUUAACAUUUAUUUUUAUGGAUGUCUUAUCAAAGAUGAGUUUACCCUAUCUUAACUGGGCUAUUUCGGACCAGCGGUCAAUUUGACCCCCCCCCCCCCCCUCAAAUCUUGGCCGCGAAAAUUUGCAAGCACGUAGAGCCAGAUUUAAACUACAAGAGUGUAUAGAAACUUUUUCAAUUUUUUUUUUUUAAAUAUCUCUUAUUGACUAAUCAUGCAAAUAAGCAUAUGAAAUUUGCCAUAAAUUUCUUUUUUGUGUAUGUGUAUGUAUUUGCCUUUAACUCAAGUUAUAUAGCUAGUAGAAUGCUAAUUUUUGGUGGGAGUAUCAAUUAUUACAUUUCUAACAAAUGUCUACAAAAUAUAGUAAAAAUA
Molecule: messenger RNA, 6715 nt
Organism: Lytechinus pictus (painted urchin)
Lineage: Eukaryota; Metazoa; Echinodermata; Echinoidea; Temnopleuroida; Toxopneustidae
Product: cell division cycle and apoptosis regulator protein 1-like
Exons: 5
Coding region: 620-874 (84 amino acids)
Source: RefSeq, a predicted model, not a curated record